AUGGCGAGCCAGACUCAGUUUCAGCUAUUUCCUCAGGUUCAGCCUCUAAACAAGCCCAAUGGCAAUCCAUUCAGAAAAGGGAAUCGACGACGUGCUACAAAGUCUCCAGUAAUUUCACCGAUCUUGGGUGACGACAAGACAUCUUUCCAGACCGAGGCCGUCAUUCUUCAAAUCAUCGAGGACACAAACAAGACUCCUCUAGCCCCUUCUCCUACGGUUCAUAUUGUGAGCGCAAAUUCUCCCUCACUCAAUACGGAACUCAGAGAAAAAGCGAAAGUUGUGGAAUAUCCUCAACUGUCCGAAAAUGGCAAAUCUGUCCCUCCCCAGCCAACUUCGCCGGAACCUAUUCGAUCCGGAUCUCCCGUUCAAAUUGAGGUGACCACCUCACCGCCUAGAUCACCUACAUCCCCAGUGGUGUCAAUGAGGUCAAUAUUUCCCCGUUACGAUCCCAACGUGCCUUUGAGCCAGCAGCAAUACUAUCCCCAACGUUCGAGGCCUAACGAUCUUCCGCGGGAAGUUAUAUCGAGAUGUGACUAUAGCCAAAGUGUGGCAUCUCCACAGUCUGCUUCUUCCCGUACUAUGCGCGAGUCCACCCAACUAGCUGCUGCUGCUAAGGUUACAUCCUCCCAGCAACUCACACGUCUGUGGGAGGCUGCAAAUGGAGAAGGGCCACAACCUGAACUCGGAACAUUUCACCUACGUAUUUCCAAAACGGACCAUCUAACGUACACGUUUGGAAGCCAAUCUGCAACACUAUAUACACUGAAAACUAACUCAAUGGGUGACGUGGACAUUCAAAGAUCUCACCCCACCAAAGAGAAUACCAAGUCUCCCAUAGUUACAAUGAGCAACACGGAAAUUAACAGACCUAAAGGCAAUGGCUUUACUACGGUUAUUUUCCCCAUGUUGGCAGAGAUCCUAGCUAGAGAUCAAGCGUUGAGCUUGUCAAGGCAACAUCAGCUAGCUCCAACAGACGCAAUGGAGGUGGAGGAGGAUGCUGUUAGGCGGGCAGAAGCUCAAGAGUCCUGCAUACUAGAGUGGAACGGGUCUCAUGGUCGGUACGACGUGCUGCACCAGGCUUUGUUUAAUGACCCAAGUGACGGUCAGGAAAAUGAGAUCCAACAGCAAGGGUUCCCCAUCAUAAAUAAACGGGGCCAAACAUUACGCCUCUCGGUUUCCGCCUCUACAACAGAUAGCGCACAGUUAGACCAUCCUCCAUCAAUUCUUGUUACAAUACCAGGACGGGACUCGACCAAGGAUAUUCCGUUGGUAGCUCUAGACUUGGAAACCAUGACGCUGUCGAUUUCGGCGGGCAUCAUAUCCUCCACGAUCCCGGCUUUAUACUGCAUAGACUCCCUAGUUGCCUCAGUUCUCAUAAUCGCUGCAACGGACCAAUUUAUUAGAAGUAUUCUUGGCGGAAUGAGCAUCGAAACUGCUGUGACCAAAGGAGAAUUCCCAGAUCCAUAUAAUGUCACGUCCUCCAGGGCACCAUCAGCGGCAGCUACCUUCCAGCCAGGUUUUAAUGGUCAGCUAAUCGCCACACAGGCGGAGCGUGAAGAGGCAGAGCAAGAAGCUAAGCUGAUGUCACAAAUUCAUUCUUCUUCCAAGCGCAAGAAAAGGUAUUCGUUUUGGAAGAGGUCAUCCUCCUCCUCGCCAGAGACGAAGACAAAAGUGAAAAAGAGUAUUAAGAAAGCCCCAGUUGUGAUUGAGGAAAUUGACCUUGAAAACUACGGUAAAUAUAGCAGUGGAUCUCGCGAAGGAGAGAAAUUACCUGGAAUCACGAGGUCUGUGCUCAAGCUUAUAUUUUGGGGAUUUAAAGCUGUUAUCUGGGGCCUCACUGUUGCAUUGAAGUUCAUCGCAUGGUUCCUACGAGAAAUUUUAGGUAGUGGCUGGGAAGAAAAGGGCGAGGCGUUUUUGGAUAGGAGUUUCAGAGUACGACAUAACUCCCAAUGGAACUUGUAG
This is a messenger RNA of Histoplasma capsulatum G186AR, 1962 nucleotides long. RefSeq lists its product as uncharacterized. The record is from RefSeq and is a predicted model, not a curated record. Lineage: Eukaryota; Fungi; Ascomycota; Eurotiomycetes; Onygenales; Ajellomycetaceae. The coding region runs from base 1 to 1962 and encodes 653 amino acids. The transcript is spliced from 3 exons.